AUGGCCCAAUGUGCUGACAAGGUCAUAACCGUUACCCGGCAGGCAGCGGCUUUUUUUCACCAGUCCCUGGACGUUCCGCAGCAUAAAAUAAAAACGAUUUACAAUGGGAUCUUGGAACCUGCUGCCAAAGGGCCAUCUGACAGGGAAGCCAUUCGCGUAAAAUACGGAUUCACAGAAAAUGAACAGAUUAUUUUGUUUUCCGGCCGGGUAAAAAAAGAGAAAGGGCUGGCUGGGGUGAUAAGGGCAUUUAAAAUUGCCGCGUUGCUGCACAAUAAUGUCCGCUUGCUGGUGGCGGGCUAUGGGGAUUUUGCCGAUUUUAUCGAGAUGGCCCGACCCUGCUGGAGCAAAAUAGUGUUUACCGGCGAACUCACCCCUGAAGAGAUGACGGAAUUAUACAGUAUCGCCUGCAUCGGAAUAUUGCCCUCCCUGUUUGAGCAAUGCAGUUUUACCGCCAUUGAAAUGCGUUUUCACCAGCUGCCCAUGAUCGUCAGCAAUGUGGAUGGCCUGGGUGAGGUUUUUGAAGAUGGAAAAGAUGCUUUGGUUGUACCGGUAGUAUUAGAUGCUGAUGGUACCAGAAAGCUGGAAGAUAAACCCAUCACUGAAGCAUUGUUGCGUCUGCUGUCCGAUGGCGCCUUGCGCCAGCAAUUGGCAGCGAAUGGGUUGAAAAAAGCGAGGGCCCUGUUUUCAGCAGCAGCUAUGCAGGCUGCCUACCUGCAGCAAAUCCACGCAUUACAGCAACAGGCCCAGGCUGUUUUGAAGGAGGAUUUGACAGUGGAAUGCCUGGCCAGUACCGGAUUUGAUCAACCUGUACAAUAA
Molecule: messenger RNA, 816 nt
Organism: Ostertagia ostertagi
Lineage: Eukaryota; Metazoa; Nematoda; Chromadorea; Rhabditida; Trichostrongylidae
Source: the annotation of a GenBank genome assembly